Pyricularia oryzae 70-15 is the source of this 1472-nucleotide messenger RNA. RefSeq lists its product as uncharacterized. The transcript is spliced from 2 exons. The record is from RefSeq and is a predicted model, not a curated record. NCBI's taxonomy places the organism in Eukaryota, Fungi, Ascomycota, Sordariomycetes, Magnaporthales, Pyriculariaceae. The coding region runs from base 129 to 1472 and encodes 447 amino acids. Gene Ontology annotation, molecular function: FAD binding.
ACAAGACUCCAUUGCCAACUCAACAACGACACUCAACCAUUGCAGCUACACAACAACCACCAAUAUAAUUUUGUACAGCUUAAUCGACAACACAACAACCUAAUCACCAACACAGACAUCGGUUCCUAAUGGCUGCACCAGCCCCCAAGAUCAUCGUUGUCGGCGGCGGCCCCGUGGGCAUGACCGCCGUCCACGCCCUCACCCGGGCUGGCAUCGACUUUGUCCUCCUCGAGAGCCGACCCACGGUCGUCAUGGACGCCGGUUCCAACCUUGUCCUGUCGCUCACUGGCCUUCGAGCCCUGAGCCAGUUCGGAAUCCUCCCCGCGCUGGAGAAGUGCAGUUCCCCGCUUGCCAAGUUCAGCCGUAUCGACCACAGCGCGCGCGACAUUGGUGACACCAUGUUCUUCACCUACUUUCAACAAAACUUUGGUGGUUACCCGCGAGUCAUCAGCCGUCACGACCUCAUGAAGACGCUCUGGGAGGCCCUCCCCGCCGACGCACAAGCCAAGGUUCACGCCAACAAGAAGGUUUCCGCCAUCCGAUCAACAGACGACGGCGUCGUCGUCGAGUGCGCCGAUGGAACUUCGUACGAGGGCUCCGUGGUCAUCGGCGCCGACGGCACCUACAGCACCGUCCGGAAGCACAUGAGCGCCCUGGUGCCCAAGGAGGCAGAGCAGCCGCAGACCGGCAGCACCGAGGCCCCCUUCCUCACCAGCUACCGCUGCUUCUGGCUGCGCUUCUCGGUCCUCCCCGGCAUCUCGCCCGGCGACGCCAGCGAGACCCACGGCCCCGAGGCCACGAUCCAGGUGUUUGCCGGCGACGACUCGGCCGUCGCGGGCGUGUACGAGAAGCUCCCCGAGCCGACCAACAAGCCGCAGCGCUACAAGCCCGAGGACGAGGAUGCCUUUGUCGAGAAGUGGGGCCACCUGCCCCUGGUCGAGGGCGGCUCCAUCACCCUGGCCGACGCCUACAAGGCCAAGCAGCAGUCCGGGCUCGUCAACCUCGAGGAGGGCGUCAUCGAGAACUGGAGCUGCGCGGGCCGCGCCGUCCUGGUCGGCGACGCCGCCCACAAGUUCACCCCGUCGACCGGCGCCGGCUGCAACAACGGCAUCAUCGACGUCGUCGUCCUGACCAACAACCUCAACAAGCUCUUCUCGGGCGGCGCGGCCCCGUCGCGCGAUGCCCUGGACGCCGCCUUUGCCGAGUACCAGGCCGCGCGCAAGGAGGUCGUCACCUCUGCCUGCAAGAUGUCGGGUGGCGCCACUUCCAUGGCGGCCUGGAGCAGCGGCUUCAUGAAGUUCCUGGACCUCUACGUCUUCUCGAGCCAGAUGGUGCAGAAGCUCUUUGUCAACAUGAACAAGAGCGCCGUGGCCAAGACGCCCAUCUUUGACUUUGUUGAGGGUGAAGAGAAGCUGGUGGGUGCCGUCCCGUGGGUAAAUGCGAUACCAUCAGCCAAGGCCCAAGCUGUUUGA